AUGAAAAUUAGUUUGGCCCUUUUGAGUGUGUUGCUUGUACCCAGCAUACACGCAAAGUACGUUGUUGAUAUAGAGGCUUUAGCUGCUGCUGUCAAGGCUGAGGAACAUAAACGAGACGAAGCGAGGGAAGCCGGAUUCGUUGCUAAAAGGGAAGAAGCACCCACCACCACCGAAACAGCCAUCCUUUACAAGAAAGAAGAAUCUCACCCUACCACCACCGAAACAGCUAUUCUUUACAAGAAAGAAGAAUCUUACCCUACCACCUUGUUGAUCCAGAAGAGAGAACCAAAGAAUGUUUUCUCUUUCAAAGACAUGGAAAUGCUUGGCGAUUUUCCCGAUACGCUCAAGAAUGCCAAGUCCAAACGUGAACCCAAGAAUGUUGUGUCUUUGCAAGAACUCAGUGAAGACAUUCACGACGAAAUGAUCUCCAAACGUGAAGCUAAGAAUGUUGUUUCUUUGCAAGAGCUCAGUGAAGAUAUUCAUGCCGAAGUGAUCUCUAAGCGUGAGCAGCAAGUUCUCGCUGAUGAGAACUCCAGUCUUUUGCAAUCUGUGCUUCCACAAAUGUCUGAAAUCUCGAUUUUUGCUGGCUAUAUUCGUGACGACCCAAAAAUUGAGAGCAAGACGUCAUCUUCUGACGAAUCCAUGGUGAUCAUUGCUCCAAGCGACAAUGCCAUCAUGACCAAGUUGGACGGAAAAAAGCCAUGGGAGUUCCCCACCGCAUUGACGGGAGAUGAGAGAAAGGACGAUGGUAUAAUACAAGGCAACUUGCAACACUUUUUGAAGAGUCACAUUGUUUCCAACUUUGAGAAGCAGCUUUCUUCUGAGGAGAGUGACGAGGUUGUGAUUGUCACCAAGCUCCUUAGUGGGGACAAAAUCAAGAUCAAGCAAUCGUCUUUGGGUAACUUCUUUGUGGCCGAGAUGGACGGCGAGUGGAUACUGGUUGAUUCCGUGAAGCACGUAGAUAACGGAUUUGUAUUCGUUAUUGAUGAGAUCUUGUUUGCGCCCCAGUCAAUCUUUUAUCGAGUUCGUUUGACAUGA
Meyerozyma guilliermondii ATCC 6260 is the source of this 1038-nucleotide messenger RNA. RefSeq lists its product as uncharacterized. The transcript has a single exon. Lineage: Eukaryota; Fungi; Ascomycota; Pichiomycetes; Serinales; Debaryomycetaceae. Bases 1 to 1038 code for a protein of 345 amino acids. The record is from RefSeq and is a predicted model, not a curated record.